AUGCCCUACGCAGACCACACCAAAGGAGACGCAACCGUGGAAGAGCAGCGAAAUUCGAGGGGGUGUUCGCCGACCAGGAGGCAGGAGGUGGGGACUGGAGCCGAAACAGGGAGGUUAGGAGUUGGAGACCGGGGAAGCGCGAUCAGGUUUGCUGGUGCGAGCUCGUGCCGGCGGUCGCCGCUCGCCGGUGUACCGGAGACGCAUGGGUUGGGGAGGCUGGGCAGGGCUGGCUCGUUUUGUUCGAGCGUGCGGUGCGGUGCGACUGUGCGAGUGCGGUGCGGUACGGUUCGUGACAAGAAGUACACACGGCAAGCGGAUCAGGUCACAAGUGAAAAUGGAGGACAAAUCAGUACACAGAUUGACAUUAUACCAAGCUAG
Messenger RNA from Miscanthus lutarioriparius, 378 nucleotides. Lineage: Eukaryota; Viridiplantae; Streptophyta; Magnoliopsida; Poales; Poaceae. The record is from the annotation of a GenBank genome assembly.